Molecule: messenger RNA, 2942 nt
Organism: Eriocheir sinensis (Chinese mitten crab)
Lineage: Eukaryota; Metazoa; Arthropoda; Malacostraca; Decapoda; Varunidae
Exons: 5
Coding region: 984-1613 (209 amino acids)
Source: RefSeq, a predicted model, not a curated record
UAAGUUUGAGCCUAGCCAUGGAAAUCUCCUUCAGUACUUUUUUUAUCACAUUUCCUAGAUUAUUUGUACAUUUUCUUACGCCUGUCCAAUGUUUCGACACGCUCUCUGAUGGUAAGUCUCGUAAGUUCAUAAUUGCGUAGUUGCGACUUUCUAUCCAUGGUUAGUGGUUCUCAGUAUUCCUCGUUUAAUCCCGUAAUGCCGUCAGAAAUUAUAUGCCCAAUACAUCCUUAUCUGUGGGGUCCCCCAUUAUCUCGCCUCCUCCCGACGUGCGUCUGUGGCGGGGCGGGGGCGUCAAGCGUGAUAACGUUCCAAGAAGCCGCUGAUAUAUACAUUCAAGAGACGCAUCCAGACCCUCAGUUAUGCCCAGAACACGCGUCGGUCAACACCUCGACCUGAGCUCACACCCUCAAGUUAUCAGUGUGUGGUGUGGUGUGACGUGGUGUUUGGUGUUAGCUUCCCCUCAAGGACGUGCGGGUAACCGAGUCUCACCUUCACCGUGGACUGCAGGAGGAAAAAAAGACUGGUGGUAGCGGCUCGAGGCACACACACGCACACGCAGGCAGUUUUGGAUACGUUCCCUGCCACCACGCACGCAACCCUUCCCCCCACGCCCCCACACGCCCCGUCCUGCAUCCGUCACCAAGGGGACUGACCGAGUGAUUGAGAGGUCUCGCGUUUCCUCGCCCGCUGAUAAGGACACAAGACGCGAGAGAGAGGGGAGAAGAGAAGGGAGAAGGGAGGCGAGAGGGGAGAAGGAACAGUGGUGGUGAUUGAGCCAUAACUGCUAGAUAGACCAUCCCCACUACUACUACUACUACUACUACUACUACUACUUCACCAUCCUCCUAACGGGUACCAAGGAAUCACAAUGUGGGCCGCGGCAAAACACACCCGGCCCCUCCACCACCACCACCACCACCACUCCUGCCGCCUUCCCCUCCCACACCUCCUCCGCCUCCCUCUCUCUCGCCACGGGACCUGUAAUGCCUAAAAAACUGACAUACCUCGCUGUUUGCCUGCUGGUCCUGCUGAAUGUGGUGUCAACUAUGGGAGGAAGCAACGACGACUACAAGUAUUACUACUCAACGCUCCCGAGCAACUCCUCUCUGUGUCUCUCCUUUAAGAACAACCGGUUGACAGACUGUUGCAAGCAGGAUGACAUGCAACGAAUCUACAUCCACAAGACGUCACCCGAGACGGGGUUCUUCCAUAUAAAGGACUACAAGAAGGUGCUUUGCUACGACAUGAAGAAGAAUAGGUUCAAGCUGAAGAAAAGAAGAAAAUUAAGAGUGUGCCUACGCCGGCACCAGAGGAAGAGAGAGGGUUCCCGACGGCGGAGAGGGUUCGAACAGGACUGCAAGCUGAGCGACCUGGACAUAGUAAAACUGAGGAGACAGGGAUGCGAGCUGUACGAAUCCCUGGCCUUCAGUGACACCUACAUAUCUUUCCUCAAGAACUCCCGCUACUUGGGCCUGCGGAAAGGUCGCGUGCAGAGACACAAGAUCUUGAGGGACAACACGGUACUGGAGCCGAAGACUAAUGGCCAGAAGUUCCUAGCCAUAAGUGAAAGUUCGAUGCACAAAAUCACCAGCCACAUUAUGUGCCGGGCCUGAGGACAGCGGCGAGGCGGCGCGCGUCGCGGUUCAUGAAGGUCCACGGUGCCCAGUGUUUGGCAUCAGUGUGGCAAUGACUAAAUCCUUGGGUGUCUCAGGGUAUCGCCUUGUGUCUAUGGGUGUCCCUAGUGUCCUUGGGUGCUGUGGCAAACGAAGAAGUUACCCUGAACAAUUACGAAGGCUUCUGGGAGCUUUGUGGGACAACCAAGCAGUUUGUGACCCCCGGACGACAGCGAGACAAAUCAAGCCAGUGUGAAUCAUUGUGCUGCAGCUCCUUCCUCGCCUGACCUGACCUGGAGGAGGGGCAGGAAGAAGAGGAGGAGGAGGAGGAGGAGGAGGAGGAGGAGGAGGAAAAAAAAAGAGGACUGUAAGGAGAGGACAAGAAGAUUGGUAGAAAAAGGAGGAGGAGGAGCCACGCGUGACCUGAGGAAUGCCAAGUGACCUGACGGAGUGCAAGAAUGGCUGGGGAGCAACGCGGGGGAGAAAUAACUGGCAUGAGACGGCAAUGAAGGAAGGGAAUGAGAGGAAGGGAUUGGGCUGGAGAAGAUGGAGGAAGUAGAAAUGAAAACAACAACAACGAGGAGGUGGUGGAGAAAUGAGAAGAGAAAUUAAGUGGAGUGAAUGUGUGUUAUGUCGGUGGAAGGUGGUGUGAAAUCUAUAUGCAACCUCCCCCCCCCCCGCCCCCCAGCCAUUCAAUCCAGCAAAUAAACAAGAAGGCAAAGGAUAACAGGAUAGAAGGCAGAGGAGGAGGAGGAGGAGGAGAGGCAGCAAGGAAGCACAUUCAGUGACCAACCUCAGUUAGAGAUCUGAAAGCGAGAUGGUGUCAUGUAUAAACCUUGUGUGCUAGUCCUUAGACACUUAGCGUUAACGAAUAGGACUAGACAGCGUGUGUGUGUGCGUGUGUGUGUGUGUGUGUGUGUGUACAUAACCGCCCGAGCAGAUGAGAUGUUCGUUUUCUCUCUCUAUGUUGAGGGGGGUCGGGGGGGGUCAACACAAUUCGCCCCCUCCCCCCCCUUCAGUCUGUAUUAUAUUAUUUUACUAAUGAUUAUCAGUGUCAUCAUUAUUAUUAUUAUUAUUAUUAUUAUUAUUAUUAUUAUUAUUAUUAUUAUUAUUAUUAUUAUUAUUAUUAUUACUACUACUACUACUUUUUACGGAUGCUGCGAGUUAUUUUCUCUGUUUAUGCAUUUUUUUUAAGGAACGUGUAAAGCAAAGCCAAAGUCAUUAGCAGUAGUCGCUCCACACACACACACACACACACACACACACACACACACACACACACACACACACACACACACACACACACACACACACACACACAGACACACA